Molecule: messenger RNA, 523 nt
Organism: Puntigrus tetrazona (Sumatra barb)
Lineage: Eukaryota; Metazoa; Chordata; Actinopteri; Cypriniformes; Cyprinidae
Product: smoothelin-like
Exons: 6
Source: RefSeq, a predicted model, not a curated record
AAAAAAUUCAGCAUCUGAGUUGAGUUGAGUGUAUCUGAUCCCACAAUUCACCUUUUACAUUAGACUGCGAGACCUUACCUCUCGGACAGCUGCAGUGAGAUUGUUGUCACUAAAGAUGCAGGGAGAAAAGGAAACAUUAGAGGCAGGUACCAAAGUGCAACCUGAUACGACGGGCCCCCUGACAGUCGAACAGCUGGCAGCUAUAGAGGAUGAAGAGAUGCUCAAUAAUAUGCUUGAAAAGGCUGUGGAUUUUGAGGAGAGGAAAAUGAUCCGCGCUGCUAUGAGAGAACUGCUGAAGAGAAAGAGGGAGCGGCGUGAUAGAGAGCGGGCGGUCCGAAUGGAGAACAUGCGUCAGCAGGGUGGCAAAGGAAAGACAGGUGCUGGACUGAAUAAGGACCAGAAAUCUGCUAAUGGUCCGAGGAUAGCUCAGGCAAGAUCAUUUUCUCCACCAACCUCUACUUCCUUUCCAAAAACUGUGGGCAGCCCGGCUCAGUCCUGUGUGGCCAGGGUUAAAGUACCCGGG